AUGGCCGGAGAGCCACAAAAACAACAGCUUUGGCCAAGACCGUGACUUCAGGAAGGGGCACCCAGGGCUCUCGCAGCUAGCCCCCUCCCCAUGGAGGAGAGUUUCCUUGAAUCCUUUGGGAGGCUGAGCCUCCGGCAGCGGCCGCAGCAGCAGCCGCCUCGGCCGGCGGCCCCCCCGCCCCCGCGUGGGACAGCUCCGCGCCGCCACAGCUUUAGGAAGCACCUCUACCUCCUGCGCGGCCUCCCGGGCUCGGGGAAAACCACUCUGGCCAGACAAUUGCAACACGACUUUCCCAGGGCCCUGAUUUUCAGCACGGAUGAUUUUUUCUUCAGGGAAGAUGGUGCCUAUGAGUUCAAUCCUGACUUCCUGGAGGAAGCUCAUGAAUGGAACCAGAAAAGAGCAAGAAAAGCAAUGAGGAAUGGCAUAUCCCCUAUUAUUAUUGAUAAUACCAACCUCCACGCCUGGGAAAUGAAGCCCUAUGCAGUCAUGGCACUUGAAAAUAACUAUGAAGUUAUAUUCCGAGAACCUGACACUCGCUGGAAAUUCAACGUUCCAGAGUUAGCAAGAAGAAACAUUCAUGGAGUCCCAAGAGAAAAAAUACACCGAAUGAAAGAACGGUAUGAACACGAUGUUACCUUUCACAGUGUGCUGCAUGCAGAAAAACCAAGCAGAAUGAACAGAAACCAGGACAGGAAUCACGCAUCCCCUUCCAACGGUGCAGGAUACUGGAACACCUACGCGGAGUUUCCAAACCGGAGAGCUCAUGGCGGCUUCACAAACGAGAGCUCCUUCAACAGAAGGGGUGGCUGUCACCAUGGAUAUUAGAGGCCUAUCUGACAGCCAUUCAGGAUUUUCCUAAAUCAGUUUUUACAUCAACUUUUGGUAUUUAUUCUUCGUUCAGUUUUAGUCAGUGCUCUAAUUCCAGUGUAAAUAGUCGAACCUGAAAGUUUUUGAGCAGAAGUUGUCAUAUUCAUCUUCAACAAGCAUUUGUUCAAGUGAGCCUAUGUGCAUGGUCUGAUGCUGGGAAUUCUGCAGAUUUGAUUAAACAAAGUCACUUUCUCUAGGGAAAGAGUUAAUUCGCAACUGGAAUUUGAGAACAUACCCAAGAACAUACUCAGUCACAUAGGUUCAUACACGAAAUAAAGUGUUUAUAAUAUAUAUAAGCUUCA
Molecule: messenger RNA, 1169 nt
Organism: Ceratotherium simum simum (southern white rhinoceros)
Lineage: Eukaryota; Metazoa; Chordata; Mammalia; Perissodactyla; Rhinocerotidae
Gene: N4BP2L1
Product: NEDD4 binding protein 2 like 1
Source: RefSeq, a predicted model, not a curated record